This is a messenger RNA of Salmo salar (Atlantic salmon), 3808 nucleotides long. RefSeq names its product mesoderm induction early response protein 2. The record is from RefSeq and is a predicted model, not a curated record. Lineage: Eukaryota; Metazoa; Chordata; Actinopteri; Salmoniformes; Salmonidae. Gene Ontology annotation, molecular function: histone deacetylase binding; transcription corepressor activity. Gene Ontology annotation, biological process: negative regulation of transcription by RNA polymerase II. Gene Ontology annotation, cellular component: nucleoplasm.
UUCCUUAUAGCUUGUCUGCCAAAGUAGGGUACAAGCCUACUGGAGCCUACUCACAUGGGUAGACCAUAAUUCUUUACUAAACUAGAUGACUGUCAAUUCAAUUAUUGGGAAAAUAUAGCCCAUGAUAAUCAGAUUGGCUACAUUGGCUAUUCAGGGUCAUAGGUGAACAAACAUGUGAUAUCAAUUUCAAAGGACUACUUUACAAACAUCUGAACUGCAAUCAUUGUGCUUUGUUCGUUAUUUUCAGCAAGAGGGAUGUCAAGUUUAUGAACGCUUGUAACAAUACCAGACGUCUGUCUGAAUAGUACACGGGGUACUGUCUCAUUUCUUUAUUUUUUCAUGUAGUUUACUGUCAUCGCGGUUGCUGAAACGUUGCAGCAAUAAAAUAGGUCUGCUGUUGCUGAGGCUCGGCGACUGGCUGUACAUAGGCUAGACUAGAGCCAUAGCUCUACAACAUCCGGGCAUUCCUCAGCCUGCGCAGAAACGGAAUGGCGGAGCUGGUUCGAUGGGCUCUGGAGAUCACAGACGCAGCCUAGUGGAGAUCCUGAGGCAGGGCUAUGAGGGGCCGGAGGAGGAGUCCAGGGCCCUAGUGGAACUGGAGAAGAGCCUAGGGGCCACCCAAUGAAGAUGGCAGCACGCCCCCACACUGGCAGUGAGAUGCCCCUGGAGGAGCUGCUGGCGCUGUAUGGCUAUGAGGUGUCUGACCCCCUCCUACAGCAGGACAGGGAGCCCAAUGAGCUGUCAGCCAGUCUGCCUGACAUGACACUGGACAAGGACCAGAUAGCUAAGGAUCUGUUCUCAGGAGAGGAUGAAGAGGAGUCAUCAGCUGACGACCUCACUCCCUCUGUCACCUCCCAUGCCUCCGACCUCCUCCGCCGCCACCUAAGAGCCCAUUCCCUGGCAAGUGGAGACAAAGGCACUUUAGUCAGCACCUCAGAAGAAGAUUCAGACAAUGAUGACGACACCUCCAUUCCCUCCAAUGAUGGACGCAAGGACAUCAUGGUGGGCUCAAUGUACCAAGCCAAAAUCCCUACUCUCAGCCUAUACUCAGACCAGGAGAGAGUCUAUGAGAAUGAGGACCAGCUCCUGUGGACCCCAGACAUGCUGUCAGGCCAGGCUGUAGAGGAGUUCUUACUGAGUGCCCAGAGAUGGGGAGGCCAGCAGGGCGCUAAAGACACCCUUAUCACUGGGGACAUAAUCAAAGACAAUGAUCAGGCUCUGUAUGAGCUGGUGAAAUGCAGCUUCAAUGCAGAGGAGGCACUGAGGCGACUGCGCUUUAAUGUGAAAGUAUUCAGCGAGGAGCUGUGUGCCUGGAGCGAGGAGGAGUGUCGAAACUUUGAACAUGGCUAUCGAGUUCAUGGGAAGAACUUCCACCUCAUUCAGGCCAAUAAGGUACGCACACGGUCGGUGGGGGAGUGUGUGGAGUAUUACUACAUGUGGAAGAAGUCGGACCGCCAUGAGUACUUUACCCAGCAGACCACCAAGCUGGGUCGCAAGAAGUACAGUCUGCAGUCAGGGAACAUGGAGGAUGGAGAGCAGGAUGGAGAGCAGGAUGGAGAGGUUGGGGAGAUGGAGGGGUGCUCCCAGAUUGAGCCCCACUCACCCCCACCAGUCAUGGACCUGGACAAGCAAGAUGCUGAAUUGCAGACGGAGGUGUUGGAGCUGUGUGGUGCUCCUUGUCCCAGCCCAAGCCCACAGAGGGAGCAGCUGUUCAGCCACUUAUCUCCACUCCCCUCUCUGAGGGACCUGCAGGAGGAUCCCUCUCUGAACUGUCAUAGCCAAGGCCGCUGUCCCACCUCUCCCCCUGCCCAGCUCCACCCCUCCCCCCGGCCCUGCGGCAGCCCCACAUCCUCCUCAGCAGAGCCUCAUCUCCUGGGUUCUGGCUUCUACCAGCUGCAGCUGGGGCCCUUCCUUCCAGACGGCCUGUCCAUGGGGCCAGAGGGUGGGGCCUCUCAGAGGCUGCAGGUGGACUUCUCCCUGCCCUCCGUCCCCCAGCCCCCACCCUUGCCUGCCAUUGCCCCAUCCUCCUCUGUCACUUCUGACUUUGGGGCCAUCAGCAGUUACCUGUGUCCCUCGGCCCUGUGCCCCCCUCCCGUCCAGCACUCCCGCUCUCUCACCCAGUGAGGGGAGGAAGAAGGGUGUCUUUACCCUGGAGAACAUUCCAAUAAUGCCUGGGUUGUUUGUACUUCUAAGUACUGCCAGUUGAAGCUAACUUGGACCAGAGGUCAUCCAUGUGAUGGUGUGAAGCUCCCCAGGAGAGAAACUGUCUUUUUGCGUGGGAGAUAGGCCUACCUGUAUCAGAGUGUUUACUAGGGGACACCCACUGCUCACAAGCACAAUGGCUUACCUACCUGUCUAUUCUGGAAGGGCAGUAGUUCUACCGAGACGUUCCCAGUUCUUAGAGAAUUCUUAGAUAUAAUGUUGGGACUGGAAAAGCUGGUGGGCUCGUUGAUGGCUCCAAGGCCAAAACAUUUAGCCUGAUGUUUGUUGCAGUGGCCUCGUCCAGAGCAGAACUAGAGACUGUGAUUUAACCUCCCUCACUGAUUUCCCAACAUUUACUGGGAACAGUGAGCAGCAGACAGACAACAUGACCUGGAGUCCUUGAUGCUGUAUUAUAGCAGAUGUCCACAAGAGAUGUUCUCCCUCUAUAUCAGUUCUGAUAAGGUUGUUUUUACAAGCAGGGUUCAGUCUGCACUUGUAUGACUUAUCACAACUCUGACUGUGGACCUCUUAGGUAGGAUCUGCCUCCCUGGUUCACUGUGAGAGCUUCCACCUCUCUUGAACAUCUACAACUGAAACUGAAGGUUUUGUAUGCAGUACGUUUAAGAGGAAAGAUCUGUAUAGGAAUACCAUGAAACUAUGCUUUUGAGAUUGUCACAAUGUUUUUAUUUUAUUGUUCUUUGUUCCCAGUUGUUCAGGUAUUCAUUGGCAGGUUUGCAAUAAGGAACCUGAGUUUGUGAUGGGAGUCCUUGUGUUCUCUCUUUCCAGUUUAUGUUGACGUUUAAAGGUCUUGUACAGUACCAAACUCCCACAAUUGCCUGACAACCACGGUAGGCACGUUAGCCUGUGUUUUGCGCAUUAUUGUACAUGCUACUGUAGGUAAGUCACUGAAUACACAGGUACUGUAGCCUCUGGCUUCUUCCCUGUCUCUCAACUCCAGUUUUUGUGUGAUUUAAGGUUUGAAUAUUGCCCUUAACCACCCAUCCGACCUUGUGGAUAACAGUCAUGGAAAAAGCCCAAAGGCAUUGAAGGACAUCGACCCAAAGGGGGUGUGUUCAGAAGGGUGAAAGGUUAUGAACGUUGCAGAUGGAGAAUGUGAUAUACAGAGCUAACACGCUUGCUUAUUCUGUACCGUUGCACCCUCCUGAACAGACCCCAGGUUUCACUGAUGCUGUACUGUAUUCUGCCACUAGAGGACCUUGGCUGUCGCCUAGUCUGAAGAGAGCCUGCCUGCCUGCUUUGUUCCCCCUGCUCAGGGGGAGAGAAUCUGUCCCCUAUGCUCUCUGUCCCGACGGCAGGAAAACUCAAUUUCUUUAUUUAUUCCCCAUUUUCUAUUUUUAUAGGUGGGGUUUUCCCUCUACUCCCUGCUCUGACCUGAGCUGUUCUAGAUCUGUUUGUUUUUGUUCAACCGUUUACAGGAGAUUCUGGACGUUGACUAUCAGGACAGGAAGGGGAGUAGAAACACUGCCUUUUGUUUAUUCUUUUUUUUAGCAUUUAUAUCCUACUGCUUCUGUUUAUAUUGGUUUGUAAUUAUAAUAUUUUGUAAAAAAAAGUACAAACAAAAUAUAUUAAAAAUGUUGACAAUUAA